UUUCAUUCAUUUUCGGGGCGUCUGCCUCAAAACGCUCUCGCUUUGCUUUUCCCUUCAAAUCAAAAUCUCAUAAACCUCUCGCAUUCUCCCUCUCGAUCACACCAGCACACCUCUCGAAGUCCUCCGUUGCUGUGAUUCGUGCUUCACUUGGGCCACUCUAUCUUCAAUUUGCAGCAACCCUCAAUCAUUCCAAUCCCUAGAAGAAAGAGUUCUGUUUCAGCUCAUCUCUUGAACUUGUAGCGGAAUCAAACAAUUGGGUCGUGAUCAAGCACAAAGAGGUUGGAGUGGCUGCUAAUAAGGAUGAAUUUGCAACAAGUUGGGCAGCCUAAAUCUUUUAAUGGAUAUGGCCGCCGAAAAUCUGAAAGAGAAGGGGCCUUUAGGUCAGAGAAUAAGAUCCAAUCUGGAAAAUCAAAUUCCACCAGAUUAGCAAGUACAGUGACUGGCCCUAAAGUUGAUAAUUACGAGAGUCCUUCACGUGAUAGAUUAUUGUACAUAGCAACUUGCCUCAUUGGGCAACAGGUGGAAGUCCAUGUGAAAAGUGGAUUUAUAUACUCUGGGAUUUUUCAUGCAGCAAAUGCUGACAAAGAUUUUGGAAUCAUUUUGAAGAUGGCUCGCUUAAUGAAGGCUAGUUCUGUUCGAGGGAAGAGGUCUGGUGUAGAAUUUGUGAGCCAAGCUCCUUCAAAGACUUUAAUUAUAUCAGGCAAAGAUCUUGUACAAAUCAUGGCAAAGGAUGUUGCCGUUAGUCGGGAUGAUCCAUGUGGUGAGGCUCACCAUGAAAUGCAUCAGGAGAUUAUGGUUGAUUCAGCAAUAUCUCAAGCUCGUCGUGUCGAGAUGGAGAGAGAACUAUUACCAUGGGUACCUGAUGGAGAUGAACCACAAUGCCCUGAAUUGGAAAAUAUAUUUGAUGGCGCUUGGAAUAGAGGAUGGGAUCAAUUUGAAACAAAUGAAACAUUGUUCGGUGUAAAAAGCACAUUCAAUGAGGAAUUGUAUACAACAAAGCUUGAAAAGGGGCCUCAUAUGAGAGAUUUGGAAAAACAAGCUUUAAGAAUAGCAAGAGAAAUUGAGGGUGAGGAAACCCAAGAUCUUCAUUUAGCUGAGGAAAGAGGGAUACACCUACAUGAAGACUUUGAUAUUGAUGAAGAGGCCAGAUUCUCAUCAGUCUACAGAGGUAAAGGGACUGAUGAUAGUGGAUAUGAUGAAAGAGAGGAUGUACUAACAGAAUCCCAGAAUUCUGAAACAUUUGGUGGUACGAUUACUCCAGUCAUCAAGAAAUCCAGUGAUUUGCCCAGUGGAGAGGGCAAUGAUGGAGCUCUAUUAUCAUCAAAUUCCUCCCUUAUGGAUCUCCCUCAAUCAACUCAGUCAAAUAUUGGUGUGGAUGUAAGCCGCUCUAGUUCUUAUGAUCCUGCUAAACAGUUAGCAUCUGAACUCCCUGCCCAAAGUUACGCAUCUUUGGAUGGAGAAAGAAGGGUUCGGGAUUCAAUGGUUGAUCAAUAUGGAGCAAAUGGUGGUAGCAAGGAAGAAAAUCAGGUACAGGCUGGGGAUGAUCAACCGUCAAAAUCUGAGGAUUCAGAGUCAUUUCUCAACUUGAAGAAAGAUGGCUCUGAUGAAGGGGAAUUAAAUGCCUCUUCUUGUGCCCCUUCGUUCCGUGUUUUAUCAAGUACUCAAGAAAAGGCAGUGUCACCUGGUGAUAUAAUUGAGAGUUCAGCUUCAGGCAAAGUGAAUGGGGAUACAAAGUCUGAAAACUCCCAUGGACGACCAGGUAGUUCUGCUUCAUCUGCUUCAGAGUGUGUGGGAGGUUUGGCAGCGUCUUCUGGCCCUGGCCUCUCACCAAGUUCUUCGGUUGGUUCAUUAUCUUCUGAAAGAUCGGCUUUGAAUCCCAAUGCAAAGGAAUUCAAGCUCAAUCCUAAUGCAAGGAGUUUCAUUCCAUCUCAAACAUCGCUCAGACCUCCUUCCCCAGUAGCUGAUGCUUCAUUCUAUUUCCCAACUAAUGUAACGAGCGUGCCGCAUAUGCCAACCAUGUCCAUUGGAAUGGGACCUACGUUUACCGGGCCACAUGUCAUGUAUAACCCACCGGUAGCACAAGUGCCAUUAACAUAUGUUCAUCCAAACGUACCACAGUAUGGGCAGCUUCUUGGUCAUCCCAGGCAAGGCAUGUACAUGCCACCAGGAUACCUACCUGAAACGCAGUAUAGGGGACGGGAUUAUUAGGAACGUGAUUGAAUUAGUUCUCUUCUAAUCUGCUUCAUUCCUUAAAAAAUAAUUUCUGUGAAUGGCUUGAAAGAGUUCUGAAGGAAGAAGAUAUCUGCUGUCCAUGGGAGUCUUGUAUAAAGAGGUCUGUACAUCCAGGCAAGAUGACUUGUUCAGGGAUAUAAUUUUACGACCUUUGAUUUACCAAUACACAGGUUUCUGUUUUUGUCUUCUUGUAGCUUCAGUUUGUUUGACUCUUUUUACCCUUAAUUUUUAUGAAAUAUUUGCUUAAUUGUAUUUCUUCCAUAGUUUAAUUGCUGGCCAUUGAUUUGUCCGUUUGCCA
Messenger RNA from Prosopis cineraria, 2530 nucleotides. Its product is annotated as polyadenylate-binding protein-interacting protein 4-like. Gene Ontology annotation, molecular function: RNA binding. Lineage: Eukaryota; Viridiplantae; Streptophyta; Magnoliopsida; Fabales; Fabaceae. The coding region runs from base 301 to 2208 and encodes 635 amino acids. The record is from RefSeq and is a predicted model, not a curated record. The transcript is spliced from 15 exons. Gene Ontology annotation, cellular component: cytoplasmic stress granule. Gene Ontology annotation, biological process: cytoplasmic stress granule assembly.